CCCCCCACUCCCCUUUUGACCAGCUCCGAUAAUCGACACCGAAAGCUGUUUGAUUGAAUAAAUCCGCCAAAAUGACUCUCUACUACAGUCUCGUUUUUAUGCUCCUGGUGUUUGAGAUGGGCGUCUUCCUGGCCCUCAUCGUCCCUCUGCCAUUUGUCAUCAAGCGCAAGCUCUUUACCUUCAUCUCGGAAAGCCCGAUCAUCGCCAAGUUACAGUAUGGCUUGAAGAUUACCUUCAUUUUCAUCCUGAUUUUGUUCCUUGACAGCGUCAACCGGGUGUUCCGGGUGCAGCAGGAACUGGCUGCUUUCUCCCGCGACGGAGCUGGCAUCGGAGCUGCACACCUGGGCACUGAUCGCAUGGAGGUGCAGGCCCGCAAGUUCUACUCGCAGCGCAACAUGUACCUUUGCGGCUUCACUCUCUUCCUCUCCCUGAUCCUCAACCGCACCUACACCAUGAUCCUGGACGUUCUUCGCCUUGAGGACCGCGUCAAGCUGCUCGAAGGCGACAAGAAGGCUGGAGGUAAGGACUCUGCUCGCCUGGCCGAGGCUGGCUCCGUUGGUGAGAUUGGUCGCCUGAAGGAGGAGAUUGCCGCCAAGGAUCGCGAUAUCGAGACCCUCAAGAAGCAGUGUGAGGGCCUGACUGCUGAGUACCACAAGCUCGGCGAUGAGGUCUCCUCUGGCAAAGGCGAUAUCAACGUGAAGAAGGACCUGUAAAUGGGUCUUUUGCCUGGGUACCAACCUCAGCCAAGGAAGUCGGUGUCAAAUUAUAGCGUGAGGUAGCUUUUUGCACGCCCGCUCGCUACUG
Messenger RNA from Penicillium pulvis, 804 nucleotides. RefSeq names its product putative BAP31 domain protein. The transcript has 4 exons. Gene Ontology annotation, biological process: endoplasmic reticulum to Golgi vesicle-mediated transport; intracellular protein transport. Gene Ontology annotation, cellular component: endoplasmic reticulum membrane; endoplasmic reticulum. Bases 72 to 713 code for a protein of 213 amino acids. Lineage: Eukaryota; Fungi; Ascomycota; Eurotiomycetes; Eurotiales; Aspergillaceae. The record is from RefSeq and is a predicted model, not a curated record.